AUGUCGGACAACACUAUCGUAAAGGGCGUCGCAGGAACCUGCAUCACAUUCUCUUUCAUUCUUGCCGGAAAUGCCAUCACACAGUCCUACAUGACGGUGCCUGCCCUCCUCGUCAACUUCCCCCGCCCAGGCAGCCCCGACCACAAAGAGCGUGCGCAACUCCUAGGCCGCCAGUGGCCUCUGUGCUGGACAGUCGGCAACCAAUUCUUCCGCCCCAUCUCGACCCUUGGAUUCCUGGGUUAUGCCUACGCCGGCUACUCAGUCUACCGCGAGGGCAUGCUCGCUCGCAGCGAUUGGAAGUUGUUUGUAUUGAAUGGGAUAAAUUGA
Molecule: messenger RNA, 327 nt
Organism: Alternaria metachromatica
Lineage: Eukaryota; Fungi; Ascomycota; Dothideomycetes; Pleosporales; Pleosporaceae
Exons: 2
Coding region: 1-327 (108 amino acids)
Source: RefSeq, a predicted model, not a curated record